Molecule: messenger RNA, 360 nt
Organism: Aspergillus heteromorphus CBS 117.55
Lineage: Eukaryota; Fungi; Ascomycota; Eurotiomycetes; Eurotiales; Aspergillaceae
Exons: 1
Coding region: 129-329 (66 amino acids)
Source: RefSeq, a predicted model, not a curated record
UUUGGUUUCUUCGGACGGGAAGACUGUCUCGGUUCUGAGCAAGUUGAAGUUCCUUCCUUGUUUCCUUUUCAACUUUAUACCCCUUCUUUUCCUGUCUUGGCUUUAUCUCUAUCUACUACCUUAUUGCUAUGGCUUUUUACCAUCUCCCUACCUAUUGCUGUGGCCAUCCUUCUUUCUUUCUUUCUUUCUUUCUUUCUUUCUUUCUUUCUGUCUUUCUCUUAUUCAACUUAAAAUCUCGCAGAAUGGUCCGGUAUAUUUCCUUUUUCUGUCUCUCUCUCUCUCUCUCUCUCUCUACUACGCCUGUUCUGGGACUGGGCAGAAGCGCUUAAUUGCUGAAUCGCUUAAUUGGCUGUGAUUGUG